This is a messenger RNA of Pseudophryne corroboree (corroboree frog), 4287 nucleotides long. Its product is annotated as piwi-like protein 1. Gene Ontology annotation, cellular component: P granule. Gene Ontology annotation, molecular function: protein binding; RNA endonuclease activity; piRNA binding. Bases 133 to 2721 code for a protein of 862 amino acids. The transcript has 21 exons. Gene Ontology annotation, biological process: regulatory ncRNA-mediated gene silencing. The record is from RefSeq and is a predicted model, not a curated record. NCBI's taxonomy places the organism in Eukaryota, Metazoa, Chordata, Amphibia, Anura, Myobatrachidae.
UGGCAGCCGUUAAGUGCCGCCUGUACCGCGCAUGCGCGACAGGAAAAAAAGGCGGCAAUUUUGUCUGCGUGAGAGCAGCUGGUGGUGAGAGGAGGAGCAGCAGAGGUGCCAUUACUGCCUGGUGUAUGAAAGAUGACUGGAAGAGCCCGAGCCAGAGCCCGCGGGAGAGCACGCGGCCAGGAGGCGGCCCAGCCUGGACAGGUAAGAGACCCCGCAGCAGCAGCAGAAGCAGCGAGACCUGCAGCUCAGCCGCAGCAGCCAUUAUCAGAUCCUCCGCUUGUGGGAAGGGGGCGUCAGAGGGGACCUGGAGGAGCUGAAAGACCACCAGCUGACGUUCAACAGCUGUCAGCUGGGUUUCAGGAGAUUUCGCUCGCGGAGCGGGGAGGUCGUAGGCGUGAUUUCCAUGACCUUGGCGUAAACACCCGACUGGCAAUCGAACAUGUCAAAGCGUCCAAAACCGGUGUUUCUGGUAGCACAAUUCAGCUGGUCACCAACCACAUCAAACUGGUCUCCCGGCCACAGUGGGUCCUAUACCAGUACCACAUUGACUACAAUCCACAAAUGGAGUCCAGGCGUUUGAGGACGGCUUUACUAUACCAGCAUGAGGAAACCAUAGGGAAAGCGCAUGCUUUUGAUGGCACAUUAUUAUUUUUACCAAAGAGACUUAAUAAGGUUACUGAAGUGUUCAGCCAAACCCGAAAUGGAGAGAAUGUGAAAGUGACAAUUACUCUAACUAACGAGUUACCGCCUACUUCGCCGACCUGCUUUCAGUUCUACAACAUCAUUUUUAGGAGGAUUCUAAAGAUAAUGAACAUGAAGCAGAUUGGACGCAACUACUACAACCCAAAUGACGCAACAGAAGUCAGAGAACACAGGCUGACGAUCUGGCCCGGAUUCUCUACCUCCAUUCUGCAGUAUGAAGCCAGCAUUAUGUUAUGCAUAGAUGUUAGCCAUAAGGUUCUGAGGAGUGAAACCGUUCAUGAUUUAAUGAAAAACCUAUAUUCCUCAUGUGGACCGCACAACUUCCAGGAUAUCUGCAUCAAGGAGCUGAUUGGACAGAUAGUCCUUACCAAAUACAACAAUAAAACCUACCGUGUAGAUGAGAUUGCCUGGAAUAUGUCUCCAGAGUCCACAUUUAAAAAGGCUGAUGGAAGUGAGAUCAGCUUUCUGGAUUACUACAAAAAUCAAUACAAUUUGGUUAUCCGAGAUCGGAGACAGGCAAUGAUUGUAAGCAUACCCAGAAAACCGAAGCCCGGUGUGACUGAUGGAGCAAUUGUUUUGGUUCCAGAGCUGUGUAAUCUAACGGGCCUGACGGACAGAAUGAGGAGUGACUUUAAUGUGAUGAAAUCUCUCGCAGUUCACACCCGCUUGCCGCCAGACCAGAGGGAACAACAACUGGGGAGAUUUUUAAAAUACAUCCACAAGGACGACAGUGUUCAGAAAGAGCUGUGUGACUGGGGCCUGAACUUCGACACCAAACUUCUGCAGUUUACAGGGAGAGUCGCCCCUCCAGAGAAGAUCCUGCUCAGUGGCAGAACUGCAGAGUACAAUCCUCAGUUUGCAGACUGGUCCAGAGAUGUGAGAGGACAGACUCUGAUCAGCACCCGAGACCUGAAUAACUGGCUGCUGGUUUAUACCCGGAGAAAUUAUGAUGCUGCAAACGCUCUGCUGCAAAACCUGUACAAAAUCACCCAGCAAAUGGGAAUCCGAAUGAGUAAAGCCAUUAUGGUUGAAAUUGAGGAUACAGUAGGUGGCUAUCUACAAGCCUUCCAGCAGAAUAUUACAGAGCACACAGAGCUGGUGGUUUGUGUCCUGUCCAGUAAUAAUAAAAUGAAAUAUGACUCCAUAAAGAAGUUCCUGUGCUUGGACUCCCCCAUCCCGAGUCAGUGUGUGAUUGCCAGGACCUUAAGCAAACCCCAAACUCUACUUUCCGUCUGUUCAAAGAUUGCAUUGCAGAUUAACUGUAAGCUAGGCGGGGAGCUGUGGAGCGUGGAGAUACCUGUGGACAAAAUGAUGAUAGUUGGGAUUGAUUGCUACCACGAUACCUUAUCCGGACGAAGAUCGAUUGCUGGCUUUGUUGCCAGUAUGAACAAAGGGAUGACUCGUUGGUUUUCCCGAUGUGUUAUCCAGGACCAGAAGCAGGAGAUUGUUGAUGGCCUGAAAGUCUGCAUGCAAGCUUCCUUGCAUGCCUGGUACAAAUGUAAUGGUACCCUACCGGCCCGUAUUGUUAUCUACCGAGAUGGAGUCGGCGACGGUCAGCUUAAAACGGUUGUGAACUAUGAAAUCCAGCAGUUUAUCGACUGCAUAACGUCUGCUGGUAAAGAUUAUAGCCCUAAACUGACAGUAAUUGUGGUUAAGAAACGUAUAAAUGCCAGAUUCUUUGGAUAUUUUGGUGGCAGACUGCAGAAUCCACCGCCGGGCACAGUAGUUGAUAUUGAAGUCACCAGACCUGAAUGGUAUGACUUCUUCAUAAUCAGCCAAUCAGUGAGACAGGGCACAGUGUCCCCAACGCACUACAAUGUCGUGCACGACAGCGGAGGGCUGAAACCAGACCAUAUGCAACGGCUAACCUACAAACUCUGCCAUCAGUACUACAACUGGCCUGGAGUCAUCAGAGUUCCAGCUCCGUGCCAGUAUGCCCAUAAGCUUGCCUUUCUGGUGGGGCAGAGCAUCCACCGGGAGCCGCAUAAUUCCCUGGCCAGCCUGCUGUACUACCUGUAGCCUUCAGAGAGAGACCAUCACCUUCCCUAACUUAUAGGAAUUGAGGAGUUUUCAGUUUGUUUUUUGGGUGAUGCCCAUUUGUUGCCAGAUGCUUAAAAUAUUUACCAGAGUUUAUUUUAUUUUAUUUGCACAUUUUAUUUUGGGUAUAUUCUUAACGCGGUGUUAGUUGAGCUUCAGUUUAAGGUGGGUAAAUAUUCUUGAAAUUUCACAUUUUUCUUUUGAUUCAACAUGGAAGCGAACUCUUUCAUUGCUUAAGAGCUUUCCAAAAAUCCCAGCGUUGAGUUCUGUGGGAAACUUUGCAUUUGCAAUGUAUUUCAGGAAACCCUGUCGCUUUUACAAGAACUUGGAUUUUUCUAGCAAAAAAAAUAGUAAAAAUGCUGUGGAAAUCAGGCUAGAGCGCCGCUAAAGCUGGAAAAGCGCAAUUGUCAUACCUGCCGCACAGCAGACCUACAACACGCACUCAGCGUAAACUGCUGCCUCUUCAUUCACAGGGAACUCAUUGCGUUUAUUGAGUUUGAGACCAUAAAUCUGGCUAACGUGUAAAACCAACAACGCAGAAAUUGUUGCUGACUGUGCGGACCCCAUGAUGUUGGCUUAACUCUGAUGUGUGUAUGUAUCUAUAUAUAUGUCUAUAUAUAUAUAUAUAUAUAUAUAUAUAUAUAUAUAUAUAUAUGUGUGUGUAUGUGUGUAUAUAUAUAUAUAUAUAUAUAUAUAUACAUACAUACAUAUACACACACACACACACACACACACACACACAUACAUACAUACAGAUGGAGCCACGGUUAUCUUGGCCUCUUUGCUGCGCCUAGGCACACCAUGGUUUAUUCUGACUGCCCAGUCUUGGUUAAUCCUACUAAAGGUCAAGAUAAACAUGGUCCCAUCUGUAUACACACACAGUCACAUGGUAAUUGGUUACAUGAGGUAAAGGAUGGCUAGCAGUCCAAACAGAUAAGACGUCUGCUCUUCUGCAAGAGAUUCAGUCCACGGAAUUGGAUCUCCUCUCCAGGCCAGAUUACGUUGUGACAUUGAUAUCUGAAUAAUUAUUUUGUUCCACCUCUCAUGAAUUUUAAUGUUUCCCUGAGAAGGGCGCGCUCCGUGCUCACCGAAUAUCUGCAGCAGUCUGGUCACCUGAAUGUCUGACCUGUGCCCUGCUUUAUAAAUGCAAUUAUGUUGACAUCUGUCAAAGCCUGAGAACAUACAGUAAAUACCAAACAAUAGGAUACAGAAGUAAUAACCACGGUGAAUUCUGUAUAGAACUUUCUAUUCUAGAGUAUUUUACCGGCGCCAGGUUACUCACUGUGAUAGAAUGUAUAAUGAAUGUAACACACCUAGACACGGGCAGAAGCUUCAGCCUUUACCCUUUAUAACUGUUGCAGUUGAUGAUCUUUAGCAGGCUUUGUAAGUUAAGUUUAGGUGUGUAAUAUGCUUCACUAUUAUUUACAAAUAGAGUAUCAGCAAAUGUAGCCCAGAUCUGCCAUAGUAUAUUACACGCCGUACAUACGUAAGAAUUGCCUGAGACUGAGUUAUUCGUAAUAAAAUGUAGUUUUCUUUCAUUGCAUCCAA